GUGUAAAAGUUUAUUUAAAUUAAAUUCAUCUAGCUAGUAUUUUCUAACUCCUGUAUAUAUAUAAAUGCAGGCAUAUGUAAUUGAUUUUCUACUAUAAUUUGCAUUACAGGAAAUCGGUGAAUAACUUGUGCAUAAGUGCAUUUGAGAUGAGAAUAAAAAAAAGAACAACGAUGUUACCUCAGAAAGGCUUCAUGUUCCUUAGACAUUUUUUUGCCUCCACUUCUAAAUCAAAUGACACAAAAGAGCAAUCAAUAUUUUGCUUUUAUUUCACAUAUUCUUUCCUUCCUUCCACUCUUUCUUUCAGACAAAUCAUAACCAACAUUUAUUCUUUUUGAUUAUUCAAUCCCACACCAAGUCAAAUCACUCUCUCCACACCUGCACAAAACAAAACUAUCAUAUUUUUUUUUUAAUUCAACACAAGUUAUUUAUUAUUGUCUUAUUGUCACUGUCCAUCAUAUGGCUUCUAGUUCUACACCUCAAGCUCAGCCUCGAGUAGAUCAGAUUCAAUGGCAGAUAUCAUGCUAGAUGCCUUGAAGCAAAGCCGUUUCCAUAUGGAAAUGCUUUGACAGGUUUGUUGCAAGUGGGAAGAGGUUAAUGAAACAGCCUCAUGUGAUCGAGGAUGUGGAUAAAGCAGUUAAAGACAUGAUUGAGUGGAAAAAGCUUUUAGAUGGCAUGUGGGUUACAUCCUCAGUUGCACUUAGGGCAAGUGAUGGAAAUGCUUUGGAGUUAGACUUUGGGGCUUUUGAGUUCUCCAACCCUCGGAUGGUUGAUUCUUCUAUUGGGAAUGGACUAAACUCUACUACUAAGAUCUUGGCCCCAAGGUUGAGUGAGAGCUCCCAAAGCAUAAAUCCUUUGCUGGAUUACUUAGUGAGCCUUAAUUAUCAAGGAGAGAAUCUUAUUAUCAAAGUCACUUUGAACACCAUGCCAAAGCUUCAGCAAGCACUGAAAGUGGCUCAAGCUAUGUAUCUGCAGUCUGCACUCAAUAAAGAUACACCAUAUCUGAAAUUUGAAGACAGGCAACCAUUUCUCAUGCUUUGGAGAAGACCGAAUAUGAGGACUCAGAUGCAAAAUGGACGGAGUUUGAUGAAAAAUGAAGGCAAUCAUUUCUCAUGUCAGUUCACAGCUGACAUAAUCUCAAUGAAUGCAGCUGAUUUCAUCAAAACUAGCACAUACCAAGAGAUCAAUGGAAGCAAGUACAAGCCAGGUCAGUAUGAAACAUACAUUAAAUUUACCAUGCCUGGACUUUGUCGUGUAGUCUCCGGCAUCAGCGUGCUUGAUCCAAAGUUCAACAUUGCUGCACCUGGAGCUGAUCAAUCUGUCUACUUCCCCUAGACAGAGAAAGAGCGGUGAUUGACCUCAUUUCAUCCGGCCAUCCAAGAAUUACUUUAUAGUAAGGAUGACAAUGAAGAACACAUGUGAAUCUCAUUCCACUUUGCUCUCAUCAUUUUAUAGCAAUGGACGUGUCAUUGCAAUGGCCUAAUUCAAACUAUAAUUUGUUUUGAAUCAAAGGAUUUUUGCAAGAUAAGUAGAAACCAAUCAUCUUCUCCAUGGCUAAAUUUGACAAAGUGAAGAACCUUAUUGGCCUAGUUGAGUGGUAUGCAAGAAACAAUAGGCUGAGGAGCUUGGUGAAACUUGUGAUUGUUGGAGGAUUCUUCAAUCCAGCCAAAUCCAAAAUACAGAGAAGAAUCUGAAGAGAUCAAGAAGAUCUAUUUCCUGAUGAAGGAGUACAACCUCAAGGGAAAUUCAGAUGGAUUGCAGCUCAAAGUAACCGCUACUACAACAGUGAGUUGUACCGGUACAUUGCAGAUAUGAAGGGAGCUUUUGUGCAACCAGCAUUUUAUGAAGGCUUCGGUCUUACAGUCAUUGAGGCAAUGAGCUGAGGACUACUUUUGCAACAAAUCAAGGAGGACCAGCAGAAAUUAUAAUUGAUGGGGCUCAGGCAUUCAUAUUGAUCCUUAUAAUAGGGAUGGGUCAAGUGAAAAGAACAUUGUCGACUUCUUUGAAAGGUGCAAGACUGAUUCCGAACAUUGGAACAGAAUGUCAAAAGCUGGUUUUCAGUGCAUUUGCAAAUUUUAAGUAACCGUUGGUAUUUUUUCCAUAAGAUGGUAUACAACUAUUGGAGGUUAAAAACUGAAGAAGUUGUAUUUUAAGAAUGCCAGAAAUUGUACUUACAGUUUGCUAAUUUUUUACCAUUUACCGGCAGUUAGAACAGCCAAAAAGUGAUUUAUAGUACUAGUAAAUCAAUUGCCAGAAAACGAGAACUUUCAAAAAGUGAAAGAAUGCAAGAAAACAACCCCCAAGCAAUUAAUUUCCAGUAAAAGUAGUUUUUCACUGUGAAAAAUCAUCUUCAAUAUCUUUUUGCACUGACCUGAUUGAAUAUAUCUAGUUUAGUGAUUAAUGAUUUGGACAUGGCAUUCUGUGAGUAUCUCGGGACAAUUGUCACUUUCUGUUAUUGAAAAUGAAGAGAUCUAGGUGAUAAAAUAAAGAAAUGAUCCCUUGACACAGUUUGUAGAUCCUGAACCGAUAAAAAAGAAAACAUUCCAGCAUAGAUUUAAUCCAACUCAUUUUUAAUCACGUGACACGGUUUGUAGCUAUGACACAUUUUUAUUAUAGUUUAGACAACAGCAGCACAAAUAUAUCUAACCAAACCAGUUUCCGUCCACAUUUUCCACUAAUGAGUUUAGAAAACACACAAUAGACAUUAUGGAUAACUUGAACAAAAAUAUAACACGAGUAAAGAACACAUACAACAAAGAAGUGCAUGCUAUUGAUAACCACUUUAGGCAACUGGAGUUCAAAGCAGAUGAUCCUUUGAUGUAUCAACUGCAGCAUGGGGCAUAAUCUUUUCUCAUCUGCCGCUUCAACUAUUCUUUCUCUUCCUUUAGCCUAUUCUUCUCAGCCUGCAAGAAACAGAAGUUCAGAAAUACAUUAUACACACACUCUGAUGAUCACCACUUAUUUUGAGAAAUGUAACGUAUAGCAAAACAAUAGCAUGUCUCUCAUUCAGUUUAUACCAUCACAAUUU
Messenger RNA from Cajanus cajan (pigeon pea), 3025 nucleotides. RefSeq names its product sucrose synthase 7. Gene Ontology annotation, biological process: sucrose metabolic process. Gene Ontology annotation, molecular function: sucrose synthase activity. Lineage: Eukaryota; Viridiplantae; Streptophyta; Magnoliopsida; Fabales; Fabaceae. The record is from RefSeq and is a predicted model, not a curated record.